Messenger RNA from Didymodactylos carnosus, 1398 nucleotides. NCBI's taxonomy places the organism in Eukaryota, Metazoa, Rotifera, Eurotatoria, Philodinida, Philodinidae. The record is from the annotation of a GenBank genome assembly.
AUGCUGCUAACCAUUAAGAAUCGUGAGAUAGUAUUAUUAUUAUUAUUUGGUCUGUCGACAAUUCAAGUUGGGUUAAAAGCUGUUAACAUACCGGCCUGUUUUAAAGAUAUAAGUGGAAUUUUUUUAAGAAAAUUUAAUGAUUCCAAUGAUUAUGCACUAAACUUCUUCUUUCCAUUGGGCGGUGCCCUCCAGUUAAGCUCUACUGAAAAGCUGAAUGCAGGUCAAUUUUUCAGUGAUCAGAGUGGCUUCUAUGAGUGCACAAAACAAUUGGGGAAAAUCGUGCUAUCAUUUCAUGGUGUGUAUUUCCAAGAAUCGGGUAAUAUGAGUGUCGGCUUGACUAAAGCACAGGCCAUAUGUCAGGGUGCGAGUGACGAUUGCAGUGAUAGGGAGGUUCAAUGUUCAAACGGAACAGUAACUACUCAGUUUUACAAACUCGAAGAGCCAAAUCCGAUAACUGGAAGCUAUACAAAUCCAAUAUCACCAAUAACCACAAGGUAUUUCGAAUCCCAAAGACUCUACACACAUCCGACAGUGACAUCGGUAGCAGAUGAUCAGUGCUACAGUGAAAUGAGUGGUGUUUACGUAGUACAAUACUCUGAUGGAACCUACGGUUUAGUCGCUCUCACUGCCUUAGGCUACUUGUUCAGUGUCACAUCCAAUGAAAGAAGAAAAGGUGGUCUGCAUAAUCGUGGUACAAGCGUCGGUAUGUGGUCUUGCAGUGAUAGUCAGUCGGUCAACGGAAUCUCCAACUAUUUCACCUAUCCAGUGAACAAGCAAACAAACGGUCAGAAAAUCGUUUCGACCACAUUCUAUUUUCAAUGUCCAACUUCAUCACAAUAUGAUUAUUGCACUGGAAUACAACAAGAAAUCUAUUAUCCACUUCAAUAUCAGCGUUUGCCGUUUCGCAAUGGUGUACUAUCUGCUUCUCCUCCAACAUUCAUAACAAGUCGACUUUUGUCUAGCCCAGCAAUAAAAACAUGUCAUCAAACAUUUUCCGGUGUAUAUGCUUUCAGUUUCAACAUUACAUCACCGUACCAUUAUAUUGCUCUCAAUUCGUACAUUCUCUAUCGUAAUGCUUUGUUAUUUUCUGGUGGUAUAAAUGAAAACGAUCAGACAGACCCGACUGGAAAUGUUCUUGGAAUCUGGGAUUGUAAUCCCAACGGAGAAUUAACCUUAAAUGAGAUCUUUUUUGGUUUUACGACAUCCACCACAAAGCCAGAACCAGUAUUGAUUGCACCGAAGAUUGUAUUAACCUGCAAAAACGAUCAAUGUAACGGUCCAUAUAUCGAUCGCAAUUACGUUUUGCAAUUACCAGUCAAGAAGAGCUUUCCUGGUGGUCCCACUUUAACAGUUUAUGGAACAGUGUAUGCAAGAAAAUUAAACUAUAACGCCUACUAA